Messenger RNA from Podarcis muralis (Common wall lizard), 1212 nucleotides. NCBI's taxonomy places the organism in Eukaryota, Metazoa, Chordata, Lepidosauria, Squamata, Lacertidae. The record is from RefSeq and is a predicted model, not a curated record.
AUGGACGGAGUGUAUUUGGAUGAGAAUGGGGAAGUGGGAGCCGACUGGGACAUCGUGAACUGGGUGCUGUUUCCCAAUCGGACCAACCUUAGAAUGAGGUUCGGGAGCAUCAAGAGACAGGGAUCCUCGGACCUAAAGUGCACCAUUGAUGCAGAUGUGUUGCCCAAAAGGCUCAACAAGACCUUGCCUCCCUCCAAGUGUGUGGAAAGUUGCAGCCCUGGACUGGUCAAACGUGUUCAGGAAGGAAUGCCACUCUGCUGCUAUGAUUGCGUUCCCUGUGCAGAAGGGACCAUCUCCACUCAGGAAGAUGCUGAACAUUGCACCAUGUGUCCAGAAGAUCAACAUCCAAACAAGGCCAGAGAUCAAUGUCUGGCCAAGAAUAUCACCUUCCUGGCUUAUGAAGAAUAUUUGGGUGUUCUCCUGUCUUCCUUGGCCAUCUUUUUAUCCCUAACUGUAGGCUUUGUGUUAGGAAUCUUCAUUAAGUAUAAUGAAACUCCCAUAGUCAAAGCCAAUAACAGAGACCUCUCUUAUAUCCUCCUUGUUUCCCUCUUGCUUUGCUUUUUGUCCUCCUUCCUUUUUAUUGGCCAGCCAAGGAAAGCCACCUGCCUUCUCCGACAAAUGGCCUUCAGCGUCAUCUUCUCAGUUGCCAUCUCUUCUGUGUUGGCCAAAACCAUCACUGUGGUGCUGGCCUUCCUGGCCACAAAACCAGGAAACACAAUGAGGAGAUGGCUGGGGAAGAGUCUGGCCAACUCCAUUGUCAUUUCCUGUUCCAGUAUCCAAGUUGCCAUCUGCAUCAUCUGGCUGGGAAUCUCUCCACCCUUCCCAGAGUCUGACAUGCAUUCGCAGCCCGGAGAGAUCAUCCUGCAAUGCAAUGAAGGGUCUAUUGCCAUGUUUUAUGCUGCCCUCGGCUACAUGGGCUUCCUGGCCUCCAUCUGCUUCACUGUGGCUUUUCUGGCCAGGAAGCUGCCUGGGGCCUUCAAUGAAGCCAAGCUGAUCACCUUCAGCAUGCUGGUCUUUUGCAGUGUUUGGCUCUCCUUUGUGCCCACCUACCUGAGCACCAAGGGGAAAUACAUGGUGGCUGUGCAGGUCUUCUCUAUCUUGGCUUCCAGUGCUGGGCUUCUGGGCUGCAUCUUCGUUCCCAAGUGCUACAUAAUUGUACUCAGGCCUGAUCUGAACACAAAGGAGCAUCUGACAACAAAAGCUGGUUCUUAA